AUGCGCUCAAGAUACAAAAGUCCUGCGGGCACUGGCAUCGUCGAAAUUGAUGAUGGUGCCACGGUUGAGGUGCUUUUCCAAGCACUGAGGGCGCAAACACUAAUUGAAAAUUUUACAAUCAAGUACGGUCCUCCGACAGGCAUGCAGACUAUUAGCCUUGAACAUCGGGAGCUUGCUGCAGCAAACCUGGGGCUCCACGGCCAGACUCUUACAAUUGUGCCGGGCGAGUCAAAGGCGGAUAUCUCUAACAUACGCCGCCCUCCAGCCUUUGAAUUCAAGCAUGCCGAAGCGACCCUCUCAAAUAUACUUCGGGUUAUGCCUAGCGAUAAUAGUUGCCUCUUCACAGCGUUUGGUGGGGCAUUGCCACAACAGAUUUCCGCUCCGAGUCUCCGUCAAAUGAUGGCUGAUUAUAUCAUUGAGCACCCUGAUAUCUAUAAUGAGGCAAUUCUUGGCUCCUCGCCUGCGGAUUAUUGCGAUAGCAUCAAGGGUCCGGACCGGUGGGGGGGUGGUAUUGAGCUUAGUAUUUUGUCAACCAUAUUUGAUAUUCAGAUAUGCACUUUUGAUGUUCAGGGCCAGCGUCUCAUGAAGUUUGGCGAGGGUAAAAAGGAUAGGUGCAUUUUGGUAUAUUCCGGUAUCCACUACGAUCGUGUUGCGUUUAGCUAUUCUGAGCAUCCCCAUGAUGUAGUUUCUCUGCCGCCUGAAAUGGAUAGGUCGAUUUGGCCGACUGACGACUCAGAGGUGCUGCUUAAGACCAAGAUUCUGGUUGAGCAACUAUUCACAAACCACUAUUAUACUGACACCGAUGGGCUGAUCCUAAAAUGCAAUGAGCAUGGAUGUGAAUGGAUUGGAAAUGGGCAACUAGCGGCUAGAAAUCAUGCUGAGGUUACAGGACAUUCUAACUUGACCGAGAUCGCCGACUGUACGAAAUGA
Messenger RNA from Pochonia chlamydosporia 170, 930 nucleotides. RefSeq names its product Ovarian tumor, otubain. Lineage: Eukaryota; Fungi; Ascomycota; Sordariomycetes; Hypocreales; Clavicipitaceae. Gene Ontology annotation, molecular function: cysteine-type deubiquitinase activity. Bases 1 to 930 code for a protein of 309 amino acids. Gene Ontology annotation, biological process: endoplasmic reticulum unfolded protein response; protein deubiquitination. Gene Ontology annotation, cellular component: cytosol; nucleus. The transcript has 3 exons. The record is from RefSeq and is a predicted model, not a curated record.